GUGAGGAGUCCGGUGUGCACACGUUUCGCUGGCAGCCUGUACUUGUGCCACAUAGUGUUGCUCUGCUCGCGUUUGGAGCCUCGUUUCUCCCAUUAAUCCCACGCAGAGCAGGAGGCGUCCCUUUGCGUUCAGUUGUGUGAUGAUCUGUGUUGAGAGGAGGACGAUGCCUCUGAGGACCGGACUUUUCCUCCUGAUGGUGCUGAACGCAUCCGCUUACGAACUGGACCAGAACGAGUCUUAUUCGCCCAGGAGAGCACGCUUCUCUGCCAACAGCCCUUCAGAUGUGGCACGCUGUCUCAACAGUGCCCUCCAAGUCGGCUGCGGAGCCUUCGCCUGCCUGGAAAACUCAACUUGUGACACAGAUGGCAUGCAUGACAUCUGCAAGUCCUUCUUAUACAGUGCUGCUAAAUUUGACACUCAGGGUAAAGCAUUUGUGAAGGAGAGCCUUAAGUGCAUUGCCAAUGGCAUCACCUCGAAGGCAUUCCCCACCAUCCGCCGCUGCUCCACCUUCCAAAGAAUGAUAUCUGAGGUCCAAGAGGAAUGUUACAGCAAGCUGGAUAUCUGCACUGUUGCCCGAUCGAAUCCAGAUGCUAUUGGUGAAGUGGCACAGCUGCCAAGUCACUUCCCCAAUAGGUUUUACGGUAAGCUGCUUCAAAGCCUGAUGGACUGCGACGAGGACACGGUGGACCUCGUCCGAACCAGCAUGGUGUCGCGGCUGGGCCCAGAGAUGACCAUGCUUAUUCAGCUGCUGCAGAGCAAGCCCUGCCCAUCCACUGCUGUGGCUGCAGCUGCCGCCAUCCCAACUGGAGUGGAGGGCCGUGGGAGCUGGCGCUGGUCCAUGGGUCCCCAUAUGUACAAGAUCCAGCCUAAUCUGCGAAACAGAGACUCUGCCAGUCAUUUUGGCAAAAAGCGCUCCGCCAGUGACAGCUCCUAACUUCCGCUCAGUCUCAAAAGAAAAAAAAAAAACACUCACACCCCUCGAAACAUCACGAAAGCUCCUCUAUUCCCUAGGGGUGAUAAGAAUCCAUUCCUCCGCUAGACUGGUUACAGAAAUAUGCCCCUCUAGGGAAAGCUGGAAUGCCCCAUAGAGUUGAUAUCAGAGUUUGAUUGUUGUUAUAUUGUAAAUCCUACACUUUAGGCUUGAGAGAACCCCCCCCUCCCCCCUUCCAUCGACUGUUUCCAAACAUGUCCGCUCACAUUUAGUGUUGAACAUGUAGCUGUUGCAUCUGUGCAACGUGGUCCUGUUCGAUCCUUUUCACCUUCUCCAACUGAGAUGAAUACUUAUGACGUCGUUUGAUGCCAAGCAAAAAAAAAAAGAGAAAAAAAAAAAAGAAGCAGCCAUGAUGGCUGACGCCUCUAGAGCACAAAAACACAAUCUCAUAAUCCUGACAUGUCUUCAUGAAUUGAAAUAAGUAGUUGGAUUAUUAUUAGUUUCUUGAUAGGAAAGGGAAAUCAUUGGUAGAUGUGUCUAAUAUUGCUGCAAUGAGACCAGUCAAAUAAUUGUGAGCAUGAGAUGUGGAAAUGAGUUUCAUAUCUAUUUUCUGACAUUAACACUAACACUUAAAUGUACUGUAUACUGAGUUUACUGAGACAGCCAUAGCACGCCCUCUAAAAGAGAGUGCUCACACGGAGUGAGGUCUGUAGAGGUUUUAUCCUAACCUUUGAGAGGUUACCUUAAACUGACCAAAAAACUUCAAACUGCCCUGAAUGCUAUUCAUGAAAUACCAAAAUAGUGUAUAGCUAUAGCACUUAUAAUUUGUUUUUUUAUUCACUUUUUUUUAUUUUUUUCCGAUGGCAGAUGUAGUCAUGUGUUUCAAAUCAUCAUCCUGCACGUCCUGCACAAGGAGUGUCCGGGUCAUGGCCGAGUCUGUCGAUCAGGAAAUAAAAAAGAUACAUUUUUGCACAUCUUGCAUCCAGACACUUGUAACGCAUAAGACUGUUGAGCUCUACAGUACAUGUGGGAGCAUGUUUAGUGGAAUCUGUGUUCAUGUUCUUAGCUGAGUGUGAAGCAGUGGUGUAUGCGCAGUGGCUGAUUAGCACGUUCACCGCUGAGACUGAGAGCGGCCAUCUUCUCGGGCUGAUGAGCGUCCCUCUCUGAGGUGAAUCAUGUGACAUACACACUGGCUUCCGGCGUCAAGAUAGAGAGUGACUAUUUAAAAAAAAAGAAAAAAAGCCUUGUUUGGAAUAAUAUUUAUUUUCCUACCUUAUUAUUUAAUGUUUUUAUUUUUAUUUUAAUGCAUUCAUGUAGUUUUGAUUAGUUUACAGAUUUUAAACAGUUCAGUCAUGGCUCCUAUUUGAACGUGAGCUCUACACCAAAAAAAAAAAAAAAAGCUGAGCUGACACUCUGGGGACUGAAUGAGGCCCAUGUCAUGACUCUGUGCUGGACAUAGGAGAACACGGUUGGUCAUUCAAGUCAGGUGAUCUACUUUAUGGUUGUCACAAGGACUACAGCGUCAUUUUGACACACUUUCUGGUUUGAUAAUAAGGAUGCAGCUGCUAGACGUAAUGAGGUUUGUGCACAUCACGGAGGAUUGAACGGGUUUGAAGCGACACCAGCAUAAAGCGACCUCGUGGUGAUGUUUGUGAUGGUUCUGCACUAGUUUUUGGUGCGAAAUCCAUUUUCCUUUAGACGGUUGGCUGCGUGCUGACAAAUUCUAACCACGCGGAUCCAGAAAUAUUCAUCUUCACUUUCUGAUUGGGUGUUUUUCAACAUAUUAACCGCUUGACCAGGAAAUUAUUCAUGGCUCUCGAUUAAUAAAACCAGGCACAGAGGACUGAUAUCUAUGAGUGUUUGAUCUUCAUCAGGGCUGUGUUGGUUUGGUUUGAUCAAAUUUGACGCUGACUGGCAACAUUAGUAAACAUCUUCAGAGAUGUUGUCAGAUUUAUAUUCAGAUGUUGCCAAAUCCUAAUCAGGGUACAAAAGAGUGUGACCUUCAUUUUCUGGAUGAUCAGCGCACGCUUCAAACCUGCAGGAAGAGUGCAGACAGAAAGACACAUGCAGAAAUCACAAAGAUGCUGAUUCAUGUACCACAACACUCAUAGUUAGCAGUUGAUGUUUUCAGGGGCCUUUAAGAGAGUGGUGUCAUCCAGGAUGAAGACAAACUUAAGGUAGUAAUGGUCACUCAGAAGAUUAGAGAGAUUUAACAGUUUCAUUCUAUGUAAAAAAUAACAAAAUGAAACGUCAGUAUAUACACUUCAACUCUAUAAGUCCCAUAAGAUUCCAUUCAUGAAGCAAAUCUUUCAAGACAAUCAUUCCGAAUCAGUGCAGAGCCUCGGUCACUGAGAAGUGUCUUCAUGCUGGUGUUUGCUUUAUCUAAACCUGGUGGACAGAUGGGGGUUUGGUAACAGAUACUUUUAGAUAAUUGAUGGCGUACAUUUCUGUUUUGCAGUAAAUUGCAAAUCUUUGUACACAGUGAAAAUACAAUAUAGAGAUUAACUUGGCACCAGGGCUGAGUUCAGUUCACUAUCAAGCAGCUUGAUUUAGAAAAUUCCCUUUGCAAACUGACCAUCCUACAGUUUGCUUUAUAACUAAAUUAUAAAGAAUUAUUGAGCAUAUUAUUAUUUCCAAUACAGCUUUUAUUUUGACUUCAUGAAAAGAACUGAAUCCGGUCCUGUUUAUGGGGAAAAAAAGUGAAUCUAUAUAUUGUUAUAUUAUUAUUUUAUAUUGGAUUGAUGAUGAUAGUGAAGCACAAACCAGAAAAGGAGAUGUUUCAUUUUUUUUGUGUCAAUUUAACAGCUAUCUUUAAGAUUUCCAAACUAUGCAAUAAUCUCGAACGGAUUCACAGCAACACAUAAAUUGACCUUUAUUUCAUUCAGUGCCAGCUGAUGCUGUGUGAGUAAAGCAGCAGCACAUGUCCUGCACGCACAGUGUGCAGACGUCGCUCCUCUGUAUCGCUCUCUGUUCCUGUGGAUUUUAGUUUUUUAGUUUUUUGUAAAGUGGUGUUUGCUUUUGUUCUGUGAAUCUGAUCUUUUUUUUUUCUUUUGUGUCAUUUGGUGCGAAAGGCAGUUGUGAAGGAAUCACUUUGGGAAGAGCUAUAGUCACACUGUAGUAUAUCCUAGCUUACUAUUUUUAUGUUUAAUAUGCACUUUGCAUCUUAACCACUAUAAAGGGCAUUGAAACAUUCUGCACACGUGCAACAUGUUUUAUUUAGCCGGUGAAUGGAAAAGCAGUCAGAAUAAGUUGCAUCCUGAAGGGUCGGGGCUUCUUCAUGUACUAAUGAUACAUAUGUCUGUAUCUCUGUUGUCCAUGGGUAAAUCCAAAACCCAACAGCUGCUGCUAAACUCUUACUUCCCUGUAUGAUGCUGUCCAGAUGCCCGUCCACUGUGGCCACACUCUGACCCGUCACAACACACAGUGAGCUCAGCAUCGCCCGCUCGUUUGCAUUUCAGCAUUUUCUAAAUGUCGAUCCAUGUCCUCAUAUUUAUUUUCGAUGAACAUUCCUCGUGUCAAAUAUAUUUGGCAAGGGCAAAUUGACUGUUUCCUCACCGUCAAAUGUAAUGGUAAUUUCAGAGAAUGUACCUGUACACUGAAUGUCUGCUUUGACUAGAACACGCCCAAGGUUAGGUGACCCAUGAAGGCUAUUGGUUAAAAAAAAACAACUAAAAAAACAACAGUGAGAGAAGUAAUAAGGCUUUCGCUUUCUUUCUGUUUUCGUUUUUUAAAUUCAACUAUAGGGUGCUUAAGGUGGUACUGCAGUAUUGUUCAAAUGACCCAUGGUGACUUUUGUGAAACUGUUUCUCCUGUCAACACUAGAGACUAAAGACUCCCUCACUUCUGGCACUUCAUGGUACUCUUUUCCUCUCAAGACUUGAAAUAGAUUGAUAAAUGUUGUUGUGCUUAAAACAAAAUUCAAAAAGCUUCAGUGACUAGUAAAGUUUAUUUUGUAUUCAUAUAUAUAUAAAUAUAUAUAAAUAUAUAUAUAUAUAUAAGUGACAGUUAUUUUACUAUUGAAUUCAAAAAGUUAUCAAGGAUUUGAGGAGAUUUACUGAAGUUCAGAUGCUAUGUAACGCAUGAUUGACCCUUGUGAAUCACUUGCACUUUAGAAUAUACCCAUAUACAUAUAUACCCAUACUGUGUAUAUGUUUGGGUUUUUCCUCUGUACUGAAAAGUCAUGAAAGAUACAAAUGCAUCAAAUGUGUGUCUUUUGCUGAUCAGAAAUAAAAUAUUUAUCAUAUCUGGCAUAUGGUAUCACAUA
Hippoglossus stenolepis (Pacific halibut) is the source of this 5195-nucleotide messenger RNA. It is a transcript of the gene stc1, whose product is annotated as stanniocalcin 1. Gene Ontology annotation, molecular function: hormone activity. The record is from RefSeq and is a predicted model, not a curated record. Gene Ontology annotation, cellular component: extracellular region. Bases 140 to 934 code for a protein of 264 amino acids. Gene Ontology annotation, biological process: intracellular calcium ion homeostasis. NCBI's taxonomy places the organism in Eukaryota, Metazoa, Chordata, Actinopteri, Pleuronectiformes, Pleuronectidae. The transcript has 4 exons.